AGGAAUCUCGUGCGACAGCCCGGCUGCUAUUUAUUGAAAAUGAUUCAUAUCCGUCUAGUUGUUUCGCCCUAGACUUCUCCAUCAUGGCAUUCGAACUCCAGCCAUUAAAUGCUAUUGCAGACUUGGAGGAGAUCAUACAGCUCAUGGUUGUAACGUUAUACACCCAAGAGCCAAUGAAAACAAUCUUAGGGAAUGCCUCUCCCGAGGACAAAUGGACUCUCCUUUCACACUCAAUUCGGGAUUGGUUGACUAAACCAGGAGCAGUUGGCUUGAAGAUGGUCGAGUCCUCCACCAACAAAAUAGUAUCAUUCUUCAUCGUCCAACGCCCUCAUUCUAUGACGGAUAACGAGAAGGCAGCUGGGUCUUCAUCAAUGGAAUAUCCGCUAGGGAUGAACAAGGAGCUGGCUAGAGAGUUUUAUGGUAUCAGCGUGGGUCUCAGAAGAAGGAAUGGAUUCGACCCAGCAAGGGAUUAUAGUGGCAGCAUCAUUGCGACUCUCCCAGAUUAUCAAGGACAAGGACAUGGGAGACGUUUAGUCGAAACAGGACUCAAAAUGGCUGACACAGAGAGUAAAACAUGGUAUGCUGGGUGUUGGCCAGCGUCGGUGCCGCUAUAUAAAAAAGUAGGGGGUUUCGAUUACAUCACUGAGGAGUCAAUUAAUAUGAGUCUCCAUGGCGGUGAAGGAGUAGUCUCGAUGAGGCUGUUUGUGCGCAAGCCCAAUGUAACUACUAUUUGAACUGAGUGAGUUAAGCC
Pseudogymnoascus verrucosus is the source of this 751-nucleotide messenger RNA. RefSeq lists its product as uncharacterized. The record is from RefSeq and is a predicted model, not a curated record. Lineage: Eukaryota; Fungi; Ascomycota; Leotiomycetes; Thelebolales; Thelebolaceae. Gene Ontology annotation, molecular function: acyltransferase activity, transferring groups other than amino-acyl groups. The transcript has 3 exons. Bases 84 to 734 code for a protein of 216 amino acids.